Messenger RNA from Purpureocillium lilacinum, 828 nucleotides. RefSeq lists its product as uncharacterized. Lineage: Eukaryota; Fungi; Ascomycota; Sordariomycetes; Hypocreales; Ophiocordycipitaceae. The record is from RefSeq and is a predicted model, not a curated record.
AUGUCCGUCCGGGAACAGCAGCGCCACAUUAUUGAGGCGCGUCUACAGCAGCAGUCGGCCAAGGGGGAUGGACCCUCGGACAAGGACAAGGAGCCUUCGUCUCAAUUUGCGGCCAAGACGCCCGGGAUGUCGCGCAGGAACAAGGCACCUCCUGGCCUUUCCAUUGUUGCUCCGUCCCACGAGCAGUUCGCGAACGAGCGGGUGAUUCAGUCUGCACCUCUCGGCCAUAGCUUCACUGGCCGUCAGCACCCAGCUCCCAUGUCUCGGCACAUCGCCAACCAGCCCUCAAACCUCUCGAGCACUUCACACAUCCAUCACGUCCCAGCAAACCAGACCAACAACAGGCUACCGCCUCUUAGCGACGUCUUUGGUCAGAGCGUUUCCGCCCACCCAGACAAUGCCCCUCAGUCGCUUUAUCCCGGCAAUCCAAGGGCACCCCUGACUUCCCCCGGCAACCCUCAGCAACAUCAGCAGAUGCCGACCUCUGGACGACCGCGCGAGUUCAAGUCUGCCGAGGAGGCACAGCACGAGCUAGCUGGCGGGCGGCCUGAGCUGUUGCCCAAGAUCGUACACUAUGGUGGACACCAGCCUCCGACGCCCCCGUCGCCCGUUACAGGCAACAGGCAGGCCGACGGCAGCCGCAGCGCCAGCAAAAGACGGACACGAGCAGAGUAUGAGGACGGCGGCAGCCCCCCUCUCGGAUACGGUCCCGCCCCUACACGACGCGGGCCAUUCGGCGAGGGGCGUGACAGUCCCGAGACCCAGCGGCAAAAGAAGGACGAAUUUCUCCGCCUCUGCUCGAGGGCGUGGGACUUGUUUCACACUUGA